Emericellopsis atlantica is the source of this 721-nucleotide messenger RNA. RefSeq names its product histone-fold-containing protein. Gene Ontology annotation, cellular component: nucleosome. Gene Ontology annotation, biological process: nucleosome assembly. The coding region runs from base 122 to 433 and encodes 103 amino acids. Gene Ontology annotation, molecular function: structural constituent of chromatin; DNA binding; protein heterodimerization activity. The record is from RefSeq and is a predicted model, not a curated record. Lineage: Eukaryota; Fungi; Ascomycota; Sordariomycetes; Hypocreales; Bionectriaceae. The transcript is spliced from 3 exons.
CCUAACACCCCGAUCUUGUGCUGAUUGUCCAACUGCUAUCAACCAUCACAGUCCAAUCAGCCGACCUGUCAGAACAACACACAUUUCUACCUCCUCCACACAAACCCUCCUCACUAUCAUCAUGACUGGACGCGGCAAGGGCGGCAAGGGUCUCGGCAAGGGUGGUGCCAAGCGCCACAGGAAGAUCUUGAAGGACAACAUCCAGGGUAUCACCAAGCCCGCCAUCCGCCGUCUCGCGCGCCGUGGCGGUGUGAAGCGUAUCUCUGCCAUGAUCUACGAAGAGACUCGCGGUGUGUUGAAGACUUUCCUCGAGGGCGUCAUCCGUGAUGCGGUCACAUACACCGAACACGCCAAGCGCAAGACUGUCACUUCGCUCGACGUUGUGUACGCCCUGAAGCGACAGGGCCGCACCCUGUACGGUUUCGGUGGUUAAGCGUCUGUCUACGUUCUGUCUUUGUUGAAAUGCCUGUUAUGAACUUUAGGUGGGCGUGCCACGCGUCGCGCCCUGUGGGCAUAUACUGCAACGCGCCUGGGUUUUUGCGUGUCCUUGGCCAUGGGAAGAUGAGCCAUUGUAUGGUGUUAUCAUGACGACUAUGGGAAACUGGUCUUUGCUAUUGAUUUGGUGUUUUGAUGUAUCAUAAGGGAAACAGGCGGCUCGUUUGGGAUCAAUCAACAUGGCUGUCAAGCCUUCCAUGAAUAAAUAUUCAAUAGUGUGCUGUGU